AGAACACGAGAGAGAGACAUGAAAAAUUGAUGAAUAACAGGAAGAAAGGGAGAAAAAAGAUACACAACGACUCUCUGAUUGACGGCUUGAUGACCUUCAAUAAGCUAACAACGUGCCACGGCCCCCGACACGUCCUGCGCAACAGAGGCACAUGUUUCGGGAUCCUCUGGGCCACCGUCACCCUCCUUCUCUUCGUCGGUCUGAUUGUCAUCUGCCUAAUGCUCAUCGAAGGGUUUUUCCAGCGAGAUGUUCAGUCCCAGACAACGAUGGUUAUGGCCCAGGUAACAGGUCUCCCGCUGCCCUCCCUCAUCGUGUGCAACCGCGGCUUCUUCUCCAAACAAAAGAUGGAAAGCAUUCUGGUUAACGCGACCCGGUGCUGUGAGGAGUUCCAGCCCGUCAAGACCAUGUCCGGCCUAUGCUUCCAGCGCAUCGCGGGGCCCAACGACCGCCAGGCCAUGGUCGGAGAGUACAGCGGCUUUUCCAUCUACACCAGGCUCUUCAAAUACGAUCUCAUGAAGUUCACGCCUGAGAUGAUCGACGUGACGCAGCUGGUUAAGGCCGGCGUGCAGGUCACCGUCACCAGUAACCUCACCUUCCCCGGCUUCAUGGUACUGGGCCAGGGCACCAUCCUCACCGCUAACGAGCUCACCUCCAUCAGCAUCUCUCUAACACAGGUUGACAGAACUCAGGUAAAGACGUACAUAGACGUGUCCGAACCGUCAUGUGUGAAUGCAGAAACUCUAGACUUCAACAAAGACAUAGACAGUUUCCUCUCCACCUCAGUCUCUUGCUCCGACGGCGGCUACAUGAAAUGCUACACCCAUAUCUGCGACUGCUACAGCUACAGCUACACCAUGAGAACCAACGAGCAGACCAAGAUUUGUAGCAUCAACGAGACAAUCACGUGUAACAUGCACCUCGUCAACGAGAUCUCCAAGAAGUUCAGGCUAAACUUUACGGUGGGGCAGUACGACUUCGACGAAAACUUGUCAAACCGAAUACGUUCCUGUCUGACGCAAGCCAUGGACAGUUGCAAGCCCGUCUGUGUCGAGCUCACGUACUCCCACGACAGUGAAGUGAGUCCCCUCCGCACCGAACUCUUGCGGAGCCUCUACAGCGACUUCGGCCUGGACGAAGAGUGCUAA
This is a messenger RNA of Eriocheir sinensis (Chinese mitten crab), 1145 nucleotides long. RefSeq lists its product as uncharacterized. Gene Ontology annotation, biological process: sodium ion transport. Gene Ontology annotation, cellular component: membrane. Lineage: Eukaryota; Metazoa; Arthropoda; Malacostraca; Decapoda; Varunidae. The coding region runs from base 30 to 1145 and encodes 371 amino acids. Gene Ontology annotation, molecular function: sodium channel activity. The record is from RefSeq and is a predicted model, not a curated record. The transcript is spliced from 8 exons.